AUGCUGGAAGCUUCGGAUGUCAGCGAAUGGCAGUGGAUUCAAACGAAUAAUAAUGUCGCUGACGAUGGAACAAAGUGGAAACGAGUACCUGAUAUGAGAAAAACAAGUCGAUGGUUCCACGGUUCGGAAUUUCUCAAAACUCCAGAAGCAGAAUGGCCUGUGAAGAUACACGUCGAUAACGCUACCUCGGAGGAAUUACGUCCACAUUUAUUGCUGCACAUCAAAUUUCCAGAGCCAAUCAUCGAUCCUCAAAACUUCUCCAAAUGGACUUCGCUUCUACGUCGAUGCGCAUACGUGUUUCGAUUCAUCGGGAAUGUGAAGAUAUCUAGCUCUGAAGAAAGAACUGUUGGAGCAUUGACAGCUGGUGAGCUAGUAAAGGCUGAAAACUACUUGUACCGGCUGGCCCAAGGUAGUUCGUACGCAGAUGAGCUAGCAAUACUAUCGAACACAAGAGCGUCCAAAGAUUCUACCUUGACGAUACCGAAGAAUAGUUCAAUCUAUUAUCUCUGUCCGUUCCUGGACCAACAUGGCGUACUCCGGGUGCGUGGUCGAACCUCGGCGUGUCCCGGUGUGAAUCCGGAUGCAGUGAAUCCAAUCAUCCUUCCACGAACUAAUCACAUCACACGCCUCAUCAUAUCCCACUACCACAACAAAUAUCAUCAUCAACCCCAAAAUACCGUGGUUAACGAGUUGCGCCAACGAUACAGCAUUUCUCGACUGAAGCCUGCCUACAAUGAGAUUCGUCGAUGCUGUCAGCAGUGCAAAAACGAUCGUGCACAACCACUACCACCAGCUAUGGGCGACUUGCCAUUACCUCGCCUGGCCGCCUACGCUCGACAGUUCACGUAUAUGGGGGUGGACUACUUUGGACCAAUUAUGAUUACCGUUGGACGUCGUCAGGAGAAGCGUUGGGUACUUCUCGCCACAUGUCUAACCACUCGCGCCAUCCACUUGCAAAUCAUACACAAUAUGACUACCGAUUCCUGCAUUCUGGGACUGAGAAACGUAAUGGCAAGGAGAGGGGUACCUGCUGUAAUCUUUAGCGACCGGGGUACAAACUUCGUUGGAGCUAGCAGAGAGCUAGAAAAUGCCAUGCAGAACUUGGAUCAAGAGCUUCUUGCAGAAGAGUUCACUACCUCACACACCUCUUGGAGCUUCAUUCCCGGCCUCGCCCCAUAUGGGUGGAUCGUGGGAGCAGCUAGUACGCAGUGUUAA
Molecule: messenger RNA, 1215 nt
Organism: Armigeres subalbatus
Lineage: Eukaryota; Metazoa; Arthropoda; Insecta; Diptera; Culicidae
Exons: 1
Coding region: 1-1215 (404 amino acids)
Molecular function (GO): nucleic acid binding
Source: RefSeq, a predicted model, not a curated record